Cyprinodon tularosa is the source of this 4587-nucleotide messenger RNA. It is a transcript of the gene adra1ab, whose product is annotated as adrenoceptor alpha 1Ab. The coding region runs from base 430 to 1818 and encodes 462 amino acids. Gene Ontology annotation, molecular function: alpha1-adrenergic receptor activity. Gene Ontology annotation, biological process: positive regulation of cytosolic calcium ion concentration; cell-cell signaling; adenylate cyclase-activating adrenergic receptor signaling pathway. The record is from RefSeq and is a predicted model, not a curated record. NCBI's taxonomy places the organism in Eukaryota, Metazoa, Chordata, Actinopteri, Cyprinodontiformes, Cyprinodontidae. Gene Ontology annotation, cellular component: membrane. The transcript has 3 exons.
GACUGACUGCAGAAAGGAGGAAAGCACUUCACUGCAUUCUCCGUGUUGUCUGUAGCUGCCUCAAUGACGAAUGACUGCUCUCAGAGAAAAUUAGCUGAAUUCUCCUCUGGGCUCACACUCACAUGUUGGCCACUCUAAAGCAAAGAUAUCUCUUGGUGGGGCCCUUUUAGGGUGAAGAGCUUGAUCUCAGAUCCAAUAGGGACUACAUUUGAUCUGCUUUUUUGGUAUUUCUAGACUUUAUAUGAUAAAUGGUGACAGUUUUAUUGCAACAAAAUCUGACUUUCAGCCAAAGAAUCUGGACCAGAUGAUCUAUGGAUUGUUGGCAAGAGUCAAUGCAUCUGCAAAUGAAGUGGAUGAGCAGUUUAUGCAGCAGGAAAAGGGUUUGUCCUCUGUUGGAGUUUAAAAGCAUCUUUUGCCUCAGAGUUUAUAAUGGUUCCUACUGAGAAUACAAGUCAAUUUUCAUCAGCUGAUUUCUGCCCAAACUGCAGCUCCUCCAGCCAUUCAGAUGUGCACAUAGCCAAGGCGGUGGUUUUAGGGCUUGUGCUUGUUGUUUUUUUAUUGUUUGGAGUUCUUGGAAACAUCCUGGUGAUCCUGUCUGUUCUGCUCCAUCACCAGUGGCGAUCUGUGACGCAUUAUUUUAUCGCCAACCUGGCAGCUGCGGACCUCCUGCUCAGUUCGGCCGUCCUGCCUUUCUCUGCCACCUCAGAGGCUCUGGGCAGGUGGGUGUUUGGCCGUUCUUUCUGCAACGUGUGGGCGGCCCUGGAUGUCCUCUGCUGCACUGCCUCAAUUCUUAGCCUCUGUGUGAUUUCCAUUGACCGCUACCUGGCAGUGAGCUACCCUUUGCGCUACCCGGCCAUAGCUACUGGCCGGCGAGGCCUGACAGCAGUGGCGGCUCUCUGGGGACUCUCAGCCGCUAUAUCUGUGGGGCCUUUGUUUGGUUGGAAGGAGCCUGACCCAGAAGAUGAGACUGAGUGCCGAAUCACACAAGAACCUGGAUAUGCUUUGUUCUCAGCAUUAGGGUCUUUCUACAUACCACUGGUUAUCAUCCUGGUCAUGUACUGUCAAGUGUACACAGUAGCAAGAAGAGAAACCAAAACCAUUAGGAAGAGCUCAAAAGGAGAGGGGGUGGAGAUGGAAGGAGUGACAUUGAGGAUACACAGAGGAAAUGCAGCUCAGGCAGGGAAACACGAGGGUGAUGAGGAGACUAGGAUGCACAAGCGCUCCUCCUUUCCUUUGCCAAAGCUGCUGAGGUUCUCAGGGGAGGAAAAGGCAGCCAAGACUCUGAGCAUCGUGGUCGGAUGCUUCAUCCUGUGCUGGCUCCCCUUCUUUCUGGUUUUACCAAUAGGGUCUAUCUUCCCAUCUUGUAAGCCCCCUGAAACCAUCUUUAAGAUAACUUUCUGGCUGGGUUACCUCAACAGCUGCAUCAACCCUAUUAUUUACCCAUGCUUCAGCCAGGAGUUCAAAAAAGCCUUUCACAACAUGUUGAGAGGGCGCUGCAUAAGAACUGCAGUUCCUAGUGCCAAACAAGGACACCCCACAGCUCAUUCCUUUAGUCCCGGCCCGUCAUCUAAUGAAGCCAUCACCUCAAUCCAGGACAGUGCUGCUGCUUCCUCGUGGGCUUGCUGCAGGAUGCUGUCGACAUCAACAUCAUCUGUCGGUGCUCAGGAUCAGGCUCAAAGUGGACAUGUCCAAGGGAAGGGUCUGUUGAAGGCUUGGUGCCUUUCAGCGAGGCGAUCCUCUGUAGCACACAACCCCUCCACAAAUGGUUCAGCUAAAGUGUUACGCCUGUCUCUUGGCAUUUCUGGGGAGCCUGUUUAAUUGGCUUCAGAGAGUUCAGGACUUUCAAUCUUGUCAUCCGCCUCCUCAGAGGAAAAGUAUGUACAAAUCUGUCCACAAAUGCAAAAUCCAAGAUAAAAUGACUGCAGCAGGCUUUUGAAUUGGGAAAAUGCAUGCUCAGCAGGAAACCUUUAGACUUGUUGUAUUGCUGGACUCAAUGGAAAAGGACUAAACCAAAAAUGUCACUUUGCAAGCAUAAACACACAGAAAGAAGACAUACCCUGAAGAGCUUGGGAAGGAUUAAAAGAGAUACCAGCAAUCUUCUCCAAAUGAAAUUGAAAAGCAACCCCAGACAUGAUUUAGUUAAGCAUUAGUGGUGUUUCUCCAGUUUUCUCUAAAGGGAACAACACCAAAAUCCUGUAGGGAUAAUUGCUAUGAAGUAACAGCUCUGAGUGGGAAGAUGUUAGAGUGUGUUUCCUCUCAAUUCAAGGGAAACGUUUGAAAUAACAAAGUCAGAAGAGAAACAUGCAGUGGCUGCCAAUUUUUUCAUGCCCUUUGUCACAUUAUCACCACACACCUAAAUGUGGUUCAUUGUGAGGAUUUAACAUGAAAUAACACCACAAGGCAUUGCAUAAUUGGAAAAGAAAAGAAAAAUGGAAACAUGGUUUCCAAUUUUUUUUUUUUGUGCAAAAACCUAUAAAUUGUGGCUUGAGUAUGCAUACAUGUAUAGCCCCAUUAAUUUUACACUACUAAAUAAAAAUUCCGUAUAGUCCUGUUGUGACCAUCUGCAAACCUACAUGUAGACAUGGCUGUUCCACUACAGUACACUCAUUGGCUGAACAAGGAGACGCAGUAAGGGGUCCGUGGUAUCUGGAGGACCUGCAGAAGGACCUGCAGCUCAGCUGUAGGAAUCUUUUGAAGAACAUAUUUUAGGUUUUAUUGAAGAUUGACCAAAAAGAUUACCAAGCAGGGUUCAUGUUUGCAGCUUGUCUCAAUGUAUUUAAACACAACCAAGAAACAACGUGCAGUGCAAAGCUUUAACUGCUAUUCCCUGAACACGCUAUUUUACUAGGGUAAAUUGGAGGUCCAGGUACAUAUCUUCAGCAGAAUCAUGGAAGCUGGUCAGAGUUUAGCUGAAUAAAAAGCUAAGUUAUCAGAGUCUUCCCAUUAGAUGUUUCAAAAGACUUGAGGCAGGGUCAUAAGUUCAUCUUUCAGCAAGACAACAACCCCAAACAUACACCCAAAGCCAGAUCAAUGCAAAGUCACGCGUUAUGUAUUUAGUAUGACUAAAUCGGAUAAACAAAACUCAAGUAAAAAAAUUUGAAAAGUCCGCAGAGUUUAUGUUCUUGGGGUGUCCUUGUUCUCUGAGCUUAAGCUCUUUUGCAAAGAAAAACGUGCAAAAAAAUUCAGUCCCUGAAUUUGCCAAGCUGAUCAAAUCAUACAGCAGAAUAUUAAAGCUUUAUUUGCAGACAAAGGUGGACUCAUAAUAUUUACUCAGAGGAGGCUAAAUGAAAAUGCAUCAUCUCAAACUUUAGAUUUAUUUCACUUCAUAAUUAUGCACAAUUCUAAAAUGAUUAAUACACUUUCAAUUAAAUCGAUUAAAGCGUGUGGUUCUAGACUGAUAAAUUGGGAAGUUAAAGGGGUGUGAAUACUUUUGAAAGGCACUUAAUAAUUCAAAAAUGGAAAAAAAAAUCUGAAGCUUGACAAACUGUUCUGAAAUACUGCUGGUGUAAAUAUUGCUGCUCUGCCAAUGAGAGGUCUGGUUUUCUGCUCAAGGUAAUGCAUGAAGAAAUUGAAGCAACAACAGUGACACAAUAUUCUCUGAGAUCAAUCCAUUUUGUCAGCAAGUCUUUUGUUCCCAGCACAUUGACUAUUUUUUGCUAAACUAAAGGAGUAAAGUAAAUCUUCAUGACUAGAGAAGCAGUGGUGUGAUGAAUUCAAUUUGAGUAGAUAUGAAGUAUCAUGCCUGCGACACUUCAGUUUAUGCGGGAAGGAGACAGGUCAGUUGGUAUUUUUAGUUUGAGUUUUGCUCACAUUAAUAAUUGAACCGAAGCACAAGAAAACAGAAAAAAAGGAAUAAAUAAAUCUAGAACCAGCAGCAACAUAGUAUAUUCAUAUUUAUGAAAUAAGGCGGAGAUGACUAAAUAAAAGCAUGUGUGACAGUUGCAAACUAAGAUCAAGAGGCACAGACAACUGAGGAAUCUGGAUACUACAAAAUUAAACAGAAGAGGUGGAACAAACUUACAAAUUAGGAAUCACUUAGAAUUCAUCAAUGAAACCAUUUUGUUGUGUAGACAUGCCUAAAACCAGGCUAUAUGCUUUUACCAGAGAUAGAUAAGAUACUAUAGCACAUAGAAAUGCAGUUAGUUGUUGAAUUUAUUUGGGGAGGGUUUAAAAGGCUCUGUUCAUGCUGAGAAAGGGCAAUGCAGAUAAAAAAGUUUGCUUUGAAGUGCUGAUUAAUGUGGACAGAGAAGGUCAGAGAGAGAUGCACUGCAACUUUGGCGUACAUAAUGGGAUAGCUGGAAGAAACGUUGCUGUUGUGUUAGAAAGUCAGGUAAAGAAAUCUGUGGGUUUGGUGCAGGACAUGGGACAGCAAGACAGAGGUCAGGUGGGAUUAAAUCAGGGAUUAUUUUAGAGUGCUUAUAAAAGCAGAGUCAAUUCCUGUUUGCAGGAAUGACUAUAUAUUGUAGGUAGGGGACCUUUCCUUUAAAUGCCAGCUCAGAACCCCCAACUUCCAUUUCAUACGUUUGAACAACAAUUGUUUUAAAGGAAAAGUCCGGUGACAUUCAGAAUAAAAACUUCUGAAAGUAC